GCAUGAGGCCCCGCACCCUCGCCUCCGCCCCGGCGCUGUGGGCCUCCAUCCCCUGCCCGCGCUCCGAGCUGCGCCUCGACCUGGUCCUGCCUUCUGGCCAGUCCUUCCGGUGGCGGGAGCUGAGCCCCGCGCACUGGAGCGGCGUGCUGGCCGGCCAGGUGUGGACGCUGACCCAGACGGAGGAGCAGCUCCACUGCACGGUGUACCGCGGGCCGCGGGGCCCGGGCGGCAGGCCCACGCCGGAGGAGCUGCGGGCGGUGCGCCGGUACUUCCAGCUGGAUGUCAGCCUGGCCCGACUGUACGGCCACUGGGGCUCCGUGGACCCCCACUUUCAAGAGGUGGCUCAGAAAUUUCCAGGUGUGCGACUCCUGCGACUGGACCCCGUCGAGUGCCUUUUCUCCUUCAUCUGUUCCUCCAACAACAACAUUGCCCGCAUCACUGGCAUGAUUGAGCGGCUCUGCCAGGCCUUCGGACCUCGGCUCAUCCAGCUCGACGAUGUCGCCUACCAUGCCUUCCCCAGCCUACAGGCCCUGGCUGGGCCAGAGGCAGAGGCUCAGCUCAGGAAGAUGGGCCUGGGCUACCGCGCCCGCUACGUGAGUGCCAGCGCCCGGACCAUCCUGGAAGAACGGGGCGGGCUGCCUUGGCUGCAGCAGCUGUGCCAGGCUCCCUAUGAGGAGGCCCACCAAGCCCUCUGCACCCUGCCCGGGGUGGGCACCAAGGUGGCCGACUGCAUCUGCUUGAUGGCCCUAGACAAGCCCCAGGCCGUGCCCGUGGACGUCCAUGUGUGGCAGAUCGCCCAGCGUGACUAUAGUUGGCACCCCAGCACGACCCAGGCCAAGGGGCCGAGCCCCCAGGCCAACAAGGAGCUAGGAAACUUUUUCAGGAGCCUGUGGGGCCCUUACGCUGGCUGGGCCCAAGCGGUGCUGUUCAGUGCUGACCUGCGCCAGCCGCACCGAGCUGAGGAGCCGCCAGCAAAGCGCAGGAGAUCCAAAGGGCCAGAGGGCUAAGAGGUGGACACUGGACUAAGGCAUUACUUUCCCUCUCCAUCCCAUAUCAUGUUGGAAGGGGGCCUCCCUGCAACUACCUCAGGGGCAAGGCACCCUCAUGUCAAGCAGUUUGCACCAAGUCUGGGGCGGGGUUCUCUGCAGAGACAGAGAUACUUGUGGUUUUAGCCGCUUCCCUUUAUUACAAGAAGGAACAAUAAAAUAGAAACAUUUGUAUGGAAAAUGCAGUGGA
Talpa occidentalis (Iberian mole) is the source of this 1236-nucleotide messenger RNA. RefSeq names its product 8-oxoguanine DNA glycosylase (gene OGG1). Gene Ontology annotation, molecular function: 8-oxo-7,8-dihydroguanine DNA N-glycosylase activity; damaged DNA binding. Lineage: Eukaryota; Metazoa; Chordata; Mammalia; Eulipotyphla; Talpidae. The transcript is spliced from 7 exons. The record is from RefSeq and is a predicted model, not a curated record. Bases 3 to 1007 code for a protein of 334 amino acids. Gene Ontology annotation, biological process: base-excision repair; nucleotide-excision repair; base-excision repair, AP site formation. Gene Ontology annotation, cellular component: nucleus.